Cornus florida is the source of this 450-nucleotide messenger RNA. RefSeq names its product ankyrin repeat-containing protein ITN1-like. The coding region runs from base 1 to 450 and encodes 149 amino acids. The transcript has a single exon. The record is from RefSeq and is a predicted model, not a curated record. NCBI's taxonomy places the organism in Eukaryota, Viridiplantae, Streptophyta, Magnoliopsida, Cornales, Cornaceae.
AUGUACGAUAGCAAGUUUAACAUUGGAAGAAAGACACCUGCAAUGAUCUUUUCCGAGACGCACGAGGACUUAAUGAAAGAAGGGGAAAAAUGGUUAAAAGACACUACUAAUUCAUGUACAAUUGUAGCAGCUCUAAUUGUCACCAUAGUAUUUGCAGCUGUCAUUACGGUACCAGGUGGAAGCGAUGGCAAGAGCGACCUCCCAAUUCUUUCCAGAGAUAAAGCCUUUAUAAUCUUUAUGAUAUCAGAUGCGUUAGCUCUUUUUUCGUCUGCUUCAUCUCUAUUGAUGUUUUUGUCCAUUCUUACGUCGCGUUACGCAAAGAUUGAUUUUCUCUACACUUUGCCUAAAAGAUUAAUUUGUGGUCUCAUAACUUUGUUCGUCGCCAUGGUGUCUAUGAUGGUAGCCUUUGGAGCCACACUCCACCUAAUUUUUGGACAAAAGACAACAUGA